Molecule: messenger RNA, 1002 nt
Organism: Fusarium musae
Lineage: Eukaryota; Fungi; Ascomycota; Sordariomycetes; Hypocreales; Nectriaceae
Exons: 1
Coding region: 1-1002 (333 amino acids)
Source: RefSeq, a predicted model, not a curated record
AUGGCUUCUUUCGAAAGAUUCCCAGAGCUUCCCAAAGAGCUUCGGGAUCAGAUCUGGAGUUUCGCUGGUCGAGAUGACCGUCCCGGUGUACAUAUCUUCGGACAGCAUGACAAAACAAAGGAGAAUACCAGCGAGAGCCGUUUCCUAAGAUACGAUGACAGAACAAGCGAAAACUGGGCAGCGCCUUCAUGGCGCCGAUACUAUGAGAACUUCAACGAGGACCGCAGCGACGAAAACAUCUCAACGUACUUGAUCGAUGGCGGCCUAUGGACAGCUUGUCAUGAAUCGCGGCUCGUCAUGGAAAGGCGAUUUGAACAGUCGAAGCGAAAGCUUGUUGACGAAAAACCUCGCCAAAGACACGAUAGAACAAAAGAAGUCUUCAGAAAGGCUACAACAGGCUGCUUUGACGGUACACCUCUUCAUCCAGUGACAGUCUUUCCCCACCGGGACCUUUUUGUCCUUCAGUGCAAUGACUUGAAAAACGUCAACUGGAGCUUACUUGGUUUAGAGGCUUCAAUGGAGAUUCCUGCAGAAGGUUUUGGUGGGGUGAGGCACGUCGCGUUAGAGUACGACCCAAAGUGGUGGAGUGAGGCUCACGCAAGGACAACGCCUUUGUGCCUGAUUGAAGAUGUUUGGGCAAUCAUGGAGGCUGCCUUUAAAAUGUCGCCCACUGUCUCGAGACUUUGGUUUAUUGACCGCUCCCUGAGACGAAAGAAAGAGGCUCCGGCGUUCAAAGAAACGGCAGAGGAUGGCUUCGGGAUUAAUGCCUUCUAUGCCAGCGACAGAAGAUUUUUGGAGGUAGACCAUAACAACCCAGGCCAUCUCGAAGAGGAGUGGGAAUAUACCGGAUGCCUGAAAGACGAGUCAAACAAUGGCUUAAGUUCGUCGCUGGAUUUCUUGCGAGCAUUGGAGUUAGAGCUCUACGACAUGUCAUUUCCCACUUCAGAUAAUUAUUCUGAAGAUUACUCUAUUGUUGGGCUCCUUGGGUGGGACAAUAAAUAA